Symbiodinium natans is the source of this 1785-nucleotide messenger RNA. The record is from the annotation of a GenBank genome assembly. NCBI's taxonomy places the organism in Eukaryota, Dinophyceae, Suessiales, Symbiodiniaceae.
AUGUCGGAUCCGAAGGCCAACCUCAGGGGUGUGGUGGGGGCAGCAGCGGCCAUCGUGCUCGUCUCCCGAAUCCGAGACGUCAGACACCUUCCGCGAUUAUUGCUGGACAAGGGUUCGCCUACGCAAAGCUUGCAUGUCCUGGCAUCGUCGCUGGCGAUCUAUGGCUAUGAGCGUUUUGUGGCCAUGAUCUUACGCCGUCUCGGAAUGACCAGGAUGCCCUCCACCUUGGCGGCGAUGCUCUCCCUCUUCGCCGCAUUGCGCUGUGUGCAGAAGCUGAGGGACCGGCAGACAUCCGACAGGCUUGCCGAUCUCUUGAAGCCGGGCGUGGAUUUCCUUGGCAAGUGGAUGGGCCUGUUCCUGGCUCCCCCGCUGGUCUCCUUGGAUGCUUCCAUUGCGCGGCUCCCACCAUACAGCGGAGCAGUUUGGGCCAACACAUCGGCCUUGCUCGGAAUUGGAUGGGGUGCGACGCACUGUGCUGCUGCCGCUGUCGCCUCCUCCUUGGUGCCGCAGCGCGCUGCACCGACACCGGCGAAGUCCGUGGCAGCACCUGCUAAGCAGGAAGCCAACGGCAAUACGCAGGUCUCUCAGGAUGAGGCAGUACGACGCUCCUGGGUUUUAUUGGGUGCGGCUGGCUUUCUGGGAGUGGCUUGUUCGCCAGCGCUGCCGCUGGUGAUGCAUCGACCGCUGGGGAUGUUGUGUGAGAUGAGCACCACCGUGUGUUCGUUCGCACUAUCGAAGCUUCUUCCAGACGCCGUUCAGCGCGUGCUCCACCCCCUCGUGAUAUGCGCGGUGUCUUCCAAUCUGGCAUCGCGAUUUGUUGGGCCGACAGCCCCUUACUUCGAUGAAGGACGAGGAGUUGGAGACAAACUGUUCCAAUGGCUUCCUGCGGCGGUUACCGGCCUUGGUGUGAGGAUGUACAACACCACUGGCCUUUGGCUUGACAACGCAGACGAUUUCAAGUGUGUGUUGGCCACAUGCUCGGCCUCGGGCUGCUUUUCCAUUCUGCUAACGACUCUUGGUGCGGUGAACCCGAAGUCUCCGCUGACAGUGCCAGCACCACUCUCGCUCCCGUUGCUCCACCGUUCAGUGAUGUCGGCUUUGGGCAUCGAGGGCUCGCAGGCAAUUGGGCCGGAGUGUGACCCCAAACUCGCUGUGGCAUCCAUCCUCAUCACAGGAUGCAUUGGGGCUUCUCUGGGCAACACCCUGCUGGAAGCAUUCCCGGCAAUCUUCAAAUCGUCCUCGCCACUUGUUCGUGGUGUCGCCAUGGGCUGCUCUGCGCACUCGAUUGGCACCGCCGGGCUCAUCUCCUUCGGGGACACAGAAGCAGCGGCCAUUUCCGGAGCCUCAAUGUGCCUGGCUGGUACAAUGCACACUCUGGUGCUCCAACUGCCUGGAGUGGUGUCUGGUAUCCGUUCUCUGGUGUCUGGCCUAGCAUUGGGCGGUUUUUCGGGCAGGCCGGUGCGAUGCGCAUGGAGCUGCUUUGGAGCUGCAGUACAGCUGCAGAGUUCCGCAGAAACAAUCGAGUCUUAUCGAACCUUCAGUGGUAUGGCCUCGGCUGUUCGUCUUCUAAGACAUCUGCGUUUAAGGCAGCGCUCCCCGCGUUGUCAUGAGAUCCGAGAUACAGCUCCGCACUUGGAACUAGUACUGACUAGGCCAGAAUCGGUCAUACAUUUUGUACAAGGUUUUGGUGAUGUGUUCCUGCGGGUCAGCUGCCAUGAUCAUGCGGUUCCCGGAGCACUUGCCGUACCGAGGCCUCCGCAUGUUUGUCGCGCCGGCACCUGGUGA